Molecule: messenger RNA, 381 nt
Organism: Prunus armeniaca (apricot)
Lineage: Eukaryota; Viridiplantae; Streptophyta; Magnoliopsida; Rosales; Rosaceae
Source: the annotation of a GenBank genome assembly
AUGAAGAGUGAAAUGGGGCCUGUUCAUACAAUGACCACUCUCAUUGUUUCCUCCAUUAACAUUGUUGUUGCUCUAUAUGUUCUUCGUUCUCAAUACGCUUCUCUGUACAUCUACUGCGAUAGAGAUUCACGUCCCACACUUGAGUACACUCCUAAUCAGAUUGGGAAAAUGGAGGAAUCAGUUUGGAUUCGAAAAGCAGCUGAACCGGUUGAGCUCAUUAGAUUGGUAAAGGCACUAAAGAAGGAGCUUUGCAGAGAGGUAGUGGUUGAAUUGCCACAGCCUUUGAAACUGAAGAUAACCAAUGAAAUAGUUGAGAGGUUGAAAACCUUGAGGCCCAAAGCAAAUGUUACUGAGCAGAGAGAUGGUGCAAGGAAAAACUAA